AAAUAUAGAUUAAAGUUUGUUUUAAGCCAUGGAAUUGAAGCUGCCCUCACCAGUGUUAUUGACUGUGAUCAUAAUCCUAGGACUUGUUUCCAUCAACGGGUGCAACUGCAAGAUUGUCCAGUUCAUCUUCGGGGACUCCCUCUCAGAUGUUGGUAACAACAACCGGCUCCCGAGGAGCCUCGCCAAGGCGAACUUGCCCUGGUAUGGUAUCGAUUUUGGCAAGGGACUGCCUAAUGGAAGGUUCUGUAAUGGCCGUACAGUUGCCGAUAUAAUAGGAGACGAGAUGGGUCUCCCUAGGCCACCGCCAUUCCUAGACCCGUCCCUCACAGAGGACAUGGUAUUGGAAAAUGGAGUGAAUUAUGCUUCAGGGGGAGGAGGGAUCCUGAAUGAGACAGGAACUUACUUUAUCCAAAGAUUCUCCCUUUACAAGCAAAUCGAGCUCUUCCAAGGGACGCAGGAGCUCGUACGGAAGAAGAUUGGACGGGAAGCUGCGGACAAGUUCUUCCGGGAGUCGAGAUAUGUAGUUGCUCUUGGAAGCAACGACUUCAUUAACAACUUUCUGAUGCCAGUCUACAGUGAUUCGUGGAAGUACAACGAUGAAGGUUUCGUGGCCUACUUAACCGAAACCCUCCAAGCACAACUCCAGUUACUGCAUAGGUUAGGGGCAAGGCAGCUUAUGGUGUUCGGAUUAGGGCCUAUGGGAUGUAUUCCACUCCAGAGGGUCCUGAGCUCUUCAGGGGAUUGUCAGGAUAGAGCCAAUAAACUUGCCGUCAGCUUCAACGAAGCUGUGAGCAGCAUGCUUAAUGAGUUAUCGGGAAACCUUCUUAACGCGACAUUCAAGUUUGGAGAUGCUUAUGAUGUUGUCAACGAUGUAAUCUCCAAUCCCUACAAAUACGGGUUCAAUAAUUCGGACUCGCCGUGUUGCUCCUUCGGGAACAUAAGACCAGCACUAACUUGCAUUCCGGCAUCUACCCUCUGCACAGAUCGAAGCAAGUAUGUGUUCUGGGACGAGUACCAUCCCACUGAUAAAGCCAACGAAAUAGUCGCCAGUGAACUCAUAAAGAAAUUUGGGUUUCUGCGUGUUAAUCAAACCGAAGCCCCUUCUCCUUCCCCUGUUCCCGGCCCAGCUCUUGCUCCGGCACCAGAAGGAUAGUGCAUAAUUACUGGAUUCCAUCACUGAUGUUAUUUACUUGUAAGAGAAGCAAUUUUUCACAGAGCUCCAAGUAAGUGCUGAGAUGCAAUAAUGUGUAAUUAUUUCACGGUUACACUGCUCACAUCAUAAUACAAUAAGACCCUUUCUGCUA
This is a messenger RNA of Punica granatum (pomegranate), 1304 nucleotides long. The record is from RefSeq and is a predicted model, not a curated record. Lineage: Eukaryota; Viridiplantae; Streptophyta; Magnoliopsida; Myrtales; Lythraceae.